AUGGCUGGUAAAGCAGAUUUGGUCCAGCAAAUCAAGAACAUGCAGCGGGCCGAUCCCAACUUCAGGCAAACUUGGUGGGAUUUCUGCGAGGCACAGCUUGGCGGCGUCCGGGAUCCCAACCGGCACGACGAAAGCAUUUUAGGUACAUUCCUGGAGCAGUACAAUAGCGGUGCCAUUGCCCCAUCCCCUUAUCGUGCUGAGGAGGAGUGGUGGAACAAAGGCAAAGGCAAGGGUGGUAUGAAGGGUGCCAUGUCUUACAACAUGAUGCCACCUCCCUCAGCCUGGGGCAUGACAGGCGGAGGCGGGGGAGUCGCAGGCUUGCCGGACUUUGUCAAGACGGGUCAGCGAGCGUCUUAUCAUUGGAAGAAUGCUUGGACCAUCUACUGCGCACUGUACGGUGCUGGCAAGAACGACCCAGCAAAGCAUGAUGAGAUUUUCAACAAAGGCUUCAUUGACUACGUUGGUGAGCUAGCAGCCAAUGGCUUAUCCUCCAUAGCAAGCUCGCAAGGCAUCAACCUGGACGAGAUAACUGCUCAGACAAAUGGAAAGGGCAGGGCUCCGCUCAGCACGGAGCCAGCUCCAAAAAGAUUCCGUUUUGAGGAAGCUGAUACCGCAAAGCUUGAACUAGUAGAGAAAGUCAAGAAUUUGCAGAGGUCCAAUCCUCAAGCCAAAGAGGCUUGGUGGGCUUAUUGCGAUGGACAGUGUGGUGGCAUGCGGGACCCUAUGCGCCAUGAUGCUCCUUCACUGCAGACUUUCCUCACAAGUCAAGGGACGUUCUGA
Messenger RNA from Symbiodinium pilosum, 780 nucleotides. The record is from the annotation of a GenBank genome assembly. Lineage: Eukaryota; Dinophyceae; Suessiales; Symbiodiniaceae.